This is a messenger RNA of Fonsecaea nubica, 1623 nucleotides long. RefSeq lists its product as hypothetical. The record is from RefSeq and is a predicted model, not a curated record. The coding region runs from base 1 to 1623 and encodes 540 amino acids. NCBI's taxonomy places the organism in Eukaryota, Fungi, Ascomycota, Eurotiomycetes, Chaetothyriales, Herpotrichiellaceae. The transcript has 4 exons. Gene Ontology annotation, molecular function: hydrolase activity, acting on carbon-nitrogen (but not peptide) bonds.
AUGGCCGCGACGCACUCUCCGUCUUCUAUCUUUCUACGAGGUGGCACCGUCCUAACACAUGAUGACCACGACCAUGUGGUUCCCCUGCGGAACACUGACCUCCUUGUCUGCGACGGUGUCAUCACCGACAUUGGAAAGAACAUUUCCCCUCCCAGCAUCGACAUAGAAGUGAUAGACUGCAAGGGCAAAAUCAUCUCUCCCGGCUUCGUCGAUACCCACCACCAUCUCUGGCAGACGCAACUGAAGGGAAGACACGCGGAGCAGGGGUUGGUAUCAUACAUGUACACCGGCAAUAUGAUGUCCUAUGCAUAUUCUCCCGACGACAUGUACUGGGGCCAAUUGUCGGGCUGUCUCGAGGCCAUCCACGCCGGUACCACGACUGUCCUGGACCACGCCCAUUGCGCCUACAGCCCUGCCCACGCCGCAUCGGCUCUCAACGCAACCAUCGACUCCGGCAUCCGGGGUAUCUUCGCGUACAGUAUUCCCAUGCGCAUGUCCAAAUGGGACCAGUCGCAGUGCAUCCCGGACCAAGACCUCCUUCCGGAGUGGGCACUCAAGCAGAUUGCGGAUCUGGCUCAGACACACAAUCAGCCUGGUGCAAUGGUCGAGAUUGGCAUGGGGUUUGACUUCUGGUUCCUCCCGCAAGAGAUGGUUCUGGGCAUGCUCGCGAAAUUGAGGCAAAGUGGACUAAGAGUCCUGACCAGCCAUGCCGGUUGUAACGCCUUUAUGGGUCUUCAAUCACCCGUACCCAAACUUCAGUCCUACAGACUCCUCGGCGCGCCCUACCCACCAUCAGAAACCGCACGGGAGAUGCCUUUCCUUCUCCUCUCACACUGCAACGGUCUCCCGCAGGAGGACCUAUCCAUCCUCGCAUCAACCGGCACCCCAAUCUCCAGCACACCGGGCACCGAGGCCCAGAUGGGCAUGUCCUACCCCGUCGCCCUGGACCCGGCGCUGCGACAUCAGUAUGGCGGCAGAGCCAACGUCUCGCUCGGGGUCGACUGCCACUCAAGCGAGCCGUCGUCCAUGCCCCAGCAAGCCCGCAUGCUGCUGCAGCUGGCGCGGGUUGAGAAGAACGCCCGCCUCCUCGCCGAGGGCAAGUUCCCGUCCGGCGACGUCACGGGCACGUCCGAGGACGUGUUCAACCUGGCGACGAUCCGUGGGGCGCGCUGUCUCGGCCUCGACGCGGACAUUGGCAGCAUCGCGCCGGGCAAAAAGGCCGAUCUGCUCGUCUUCAACGCCUCCGCGAGCGUAGGCAUGCUGAGCGCGGCCGAAUACGACCCCGUCGUGGCGAUCGUGCGGUUCAGCGAGGCCGCAGAUAUCGACACCGUCAUCGUCGACGGCGUCGUGCGCAAGAGGGCCGGAAAACUGCUGGUUACCCCCGUCGGCAGGCACGUCACUGCCAGCCAGGCAAACGUCCGUGGAACGGCAGCAGCAGAGGCAGUAGAAGGCGUAUCAGAAGCGGCUACGGUUCAUUUGGAGUGGACCGAGAUCGCCGACCGGGUCAGACGCAGCCAGAGAGAAAUCCAGUCCCGAAUCGACGGGCUCAGCCUCGACAAGGCAAGGGACAUGAUGCUGAGUGCCUACCACACGGACCUGAGCAGGCUGGUGGAUGCCAGGUAG